Messenger RNA from Prunus armeniaca (apricot), 417 nucleotides. The record is from the annotation of a GenBank genome assembly. Lineage: Eukaryota; Viridiplantae; Streptophyta; Magnoliopsida; Rosales; Rosaceae.
AUGUAUACGUCAAGGAAGAAGAUUCACAAGGACAAGAACGCUGAACCCACUGAAUUUGAAGAGUCAGUUGGACAGGCAAUCUUUGAUUUGGAAACAAACUCGGACCUGAAAAGUGAACUGAAGGAUCUAUAUACAAUUCAGCUGUGCUUAUCGCAAGAUCCAUGUUCGGAUGUGAGGGAGCUAGAGAAGAAAUUCAGUGGAAAGGAUGUAGUUCUGAUCGCCACACGGAGGAUAGUGAGGCCUCCAAAGAAAGGGUCUGCUGUCCAACGGCCCCGCACUCGUACUCUAACUGCUGUGCAUGAGGCAAUGUUGGAGGAUGUUGUUUUGCCUGCUGAGAUUGUUGGUAAACGAACUAGAUAUCGACUUGAUGGGUCCAAGAUAAUGAAGGUAAGCUGUCGAAGGAAAACAUUUGUUUGA